AUGUCGCGGAUCGCAGGUCCCGCUCGCCAGGCGGGCUCCAAACGUCUCACCUCCAUCCCCGUCGACGUCUACAUGCUCAUCCUCGACGAGCUCCUCCACGACGUCCAGUCCUCCAUCGCCGAGCGCAAAGCCAUCCUCACCCGCCUCAACCUCGUCUGCCGCCUCUUCUCCGCCCUUGUCGCCCCCAAGCUCUUUGCCACCAUGGCCUUCCUCGGCACCCCCAGCAAGGGCACCCAGGUCCGAAUCCGCCAGGCCCGCAAACUCUGGAUGAACCAGCUCGCAAAAGGCGACGAGACCGCGUGCAUGCUCGGCGCCUUCGUUAGGGAGGUCCAAUUCUCAGACUGGAUCCCCCUUCACGAUCUCGACCAGUACAGCCUCUCCCGACAAGACCUCCCUCGUUACCUCCAGCUCGUCCCCCUCUUUCCCAACCUCCGUGUCCUCCAUCUCGUCCGCACCCCUGUCGCGCCCCCCCUCCUCCAUGCCGUCGCCGGCCUCGAGUCCCUCGACGUCCUCUGCAUCAGACAUUGCUCCUUCGCUGUUCCGACUCCCGCGGCAUCUUUGCCAAGCGCGCCCCUCAUGCGCCUAUCCAAGUUCGAGGUCACAGCUGCAGACGGCGUGGAGCCCUACGUCCAAGCGCUCGCUUCCCUCGCCGGAACUCCGGCCCUGCGCUCUUUGUCCACCACAGAAUGGCCUAUCGCUCAUGCUGUCAUCGCAAAGGACACCGUCACGGCCCUGCGCGACCUCGACGUCCCUUUCCUCCCCAGGGCUGCCCCCACCCUGUUCGCUUUCCUGAACCGCACGCCCACCCUCGUUGAUUUGUCCGUGGUCGGAGUGGACGGCAGCGAGGCGCUCGACGCAGGCGAGCAUGUAGUCCGGUGCUCCGAUGCCCUCCAGAGCACGGCCCUGCCCCACCUCAAGUCUUUGAGGUGUCCGCUCUAUCUUCUAGCCUCCUUCCUCCGUGGUCAGGCGAUAUCGCGCCUCAGCCUCGUCGAUCCGAGCGAUUGGUUCGGCCCUAGCCUCUCCGCGGACGAGCGGCUCCUGGCGCCUCUGAAACAGUGUGACCUCCGGGAGCUCGAGCUUCCAGCGUGGAUUCUGUACAACACUCCCAUGGAGCGCCUCGCCCCCAAGCUGUCCAGACUAUCCGUCUGUUUCCCCAUCCACACGUUUAGCAUGCCCCCUGAGCUGAUCGUACAGGAACUGUGCGCGCUCAAGCACAAGCUGCCCCUGCAGAGCCUCGAGCUGCACUUUGUGGACACCGUCUGGAAGCUCAAUCUUCCCCUCCAGCAUCGCAUGAUCGUGAAGCACUUGUCGCGCGCGUUUCCGACCGCUAGAAAAUUCUCCCUCAUCGAUGCUAUUGAAUGGCACGCCGAGUCAGGCAGCUCAGAAUGGAGACCCAUCGUGCGCGGGCGCGAAUCUGUCAAGGCGCUAUUGCUGCUAGAGCAGGAGGCUAUUUGGGACGUCAUGCAGGUCGCUGAUUUUGGGGGGACGCUCCUGGCGCUGUUUGAGAGGGACGAAAUUACGCCUGCGCUUGCCCGGCGGUUGUCCCAGGAGCGCCGGCCAGGGCGGCCACAGCUCGAUGGCGCGGGCGGCUCAACGCGUCUCUAG
Molecule: messenger RNA, 1605 nt
Organism: Fibroporia radiculosa
Lineage: Eukaryota; Fungi; Basidiomycota; Agaricomycetes; Polyporales; Fibroporiaceae
Exons: 2
Coding region: 1-1605 (534 amino acids)
Source: RefSeq, a predicted model, not a curated record